Aphidius gifuensis is the source of this 1357-nucleotide messenger RNA. RefSeq lists its product as uncharacterized. The transcript is spliced from 4 exons. The coding region runs from base 63 to 1280 and encodes 405 amino acids. The record is from RefSeq and is a predicted model, not a curated record. Gene Ontology annotation, molecular function: protein binding. NCBI's taxonomy places the organism in Eukaryota, Metazoa, Arthropoda, Insecta, Hymenoptera, Braconidae.
AUUCAAAAAAAAAACAAAAUACAGAUGAAUUUUUUUUUAAAUUUAUUUGUUAACCUUGAUUAAUGUCUAAAAGAAAUUUACAUUUUGAAAAAUAUUCAAUUGCUCCAGCACCAAGUCGUGAUUACUAUGGUAUUAAAAUAAUUGACAAAGAAAUAAAAUUAUUUCAUUGGCCAAUAUCUCAUGGGCCUAAUAAAAAUAUUUCUGUAAAAUCUUGUGAUUUUAGUGGAUGGAAAAAGGAUAAAUCAUUUCAACAGGAAAUUGAAAUAAUAUUUGGAAUAUCUGUUUGUCAAUAUACAAAUGAUAUUGUUUUUGAUAGAAAAACAUUGCUAACAAUUCCAAAUAAUUUUUUGAAAAAAUUAUUAAAUUAUUUAUCUUCUCAGGAUAUAAUUAAUUUAUUGCUUCUUUCAAAAACAACUUAUCAGAUUUUUAAUAAAGAUUUUGUUCCUCAAUUGAUAAGAAAAAAAAUUUUAAAAACAAAAAUAUCAAAUAUCAAAGGAAAUAAAAAUAUGUCUGGAUGGAAGCAAGUUUUACAAGAAAAACAGGAUAUUGAAAUGCAGUCGGAAAAAUGUAAAAUUACAAGAAUUAAUGGAACAAAAUCAGCUCCUCGUCUUCAACCGAAAAAUUCAUCAAAAUCAAUGAUAAAACCUCAACUUGAUAUUAGUAAAAUAACAUCAGUACAAUCAUUAAAUGACGAAAAGAAAAUUGAAAAUAUAAAUGAAAUAAAAAAAAAAACUAUACCAAAUCGUUAUUUGAAAAAAGAAAUUUCAAUUAAUAAAAUUAAUGUAGAAUUUAAUAAUCCAAAUGAUGAUAAAUUAAAAAAUAAUUUACCAGAUAAUCAAUAUAAAAUGAACAAUGAUAAAAAUGAUUGUAAAAUUAAAAAAAUUGAUAAAAAAAUUGAUUCAAAAUUGUUGAGUUCAAAAAAACCAUUAACUAAAAAUAUUUAUGGAUUAAAAAAUAAUUAUCAAUCAAUUGAUAGCAUUGUAAAAAAAACAACUGAUGAAUUUAAAAAUAAUUCAACAUUUUUCGAUGAUGAAUAUGAUUGGUUUAAUGAUUUAUCAUUAUCAAAAACAAAUGAUCAAAAACAAAAAUUUCAACAUGAUAAUAUUAAAUCAAAAAAUAUUGAUAAAUUAAUUAAUAAAACAACUCCAAGUUUAUCAAAAUGGCAGUCAAUUAAAAUGAGAACAUUAGCUAACUUCGAUGAUUAUGAAAAAAAUAUAUUAAAAAGUUAUCAAGACAUUAAUGAUGAUAUGAAAAAAAAAAUUACUCCCCACAGAAAAUGAAGUUGAUAAUAAUUUUAAUACUAUUAUACUUUCAAAUAAAUAAAUAUUUACAAUAAUAAAAAAAAAAUAAUUAAACA